Dioscorea cayenensis subsp. rotundata (Guinea yam) is the source of this 2263-nucleotide messenger RNA. RefSeq lists its product as uncharacterized. Lineage: Eukaryota; Viridiplantae; Streptophyta; Magnoliopsida; Dioscoreales; Dioscoreaceae. The transcript has 2 exons. The record is from RefSeq and is a predicted model, not a curated record. Bases 158 to 2038 code for a protein of 626 amino acids. Gene Ontology annotation, molecular function: calmodulin binding.
AGUUGGAAUGCUUGGCUUCAUCGUCUCUGCAGCGCAAUGCAUUGAACGCCAUUGUUGCUUCGAAUGUCUCUAAAGUUGAUUUCACUCUCAUUCUUUGAAUAAAAAAAAUCUCAAACACUUAACUGAAGGAACUCAUUGUUGAUCUUGUAUCGUAUCGAUGACACAAGAAGUAUCGGAGACAGUAAUUGUGCCGAUACCGCCUGAUUUAUUUGAAAGUAAAGGAGAGGAAAGGCGAAAUUCAUCAGGAAAAGCAAGCAUUUACAAAAAGCGUAUUCCUAAUUAUCUUAAACCGUCGACUGGAUCCUGUCAUGACUUCUGUAAGUAUGGCAGGAAUCAUACUUUUCAAGUCAAGGAAAGACGCCCCUUCCGCCGGAGAUUAUUCGUCUCUAAUGAGGUUUUGGAUGAUAAGCGUCAUGAAGAGAAAAUCCCAACUUCUGGUAAUAGAAAGAAGAAAGUAAUUCAGAAGGAAAAAGCCGAGGAACUGAUGAAUUCGAUGGAAAAUACAGUGUUAUCUCCUCCAAAUGGAAUCUCAUCUGCUGAUGAAAUGAGUGAUUUGAUUGUUGAGAAGAGCAUUGUGACUGAUGAGCUUAUAGUGAGCAGCAACCGAACCGAAGAGUUCAUCGAAGAACCUACUAUUAUCGAGCUCGAAAUCCCGCCUGGUCUGGCUAGUAGCAAUGCAUCCAGUGAGAAUUCACCUGCCAACGACGACAGAGAAUUCCCCGGAGAAGUAAUCUUCAUGGAGAAAUGCAUUGUGGAAAGUGAAAAUGGAAUUUUGAAGAAAUCACAAGAGGAAUACGUCGAACCUGAAAGUAUCAAACCAAAUAAAUUGGCAUCCAUUAAGAAGGCCAUGGCUUCUAGCAAGGAGAAAGUUCCUGGAAGCAAACAGAUUAAGGCGAGAACUUCGAAUGCAAGUGAUUUGAGAAGAGAAGUAGCGCGGUCAAAGAGUAAUGAAUCUGUUAAUAAUAAAGGUAUCAAGCAGAAGGAAACUGAUGAAUCUGUCAAGUCUACAAGCAUCAUUAAGCAGAAGACUUCUUCAAAAAUCAAGCAAGACAGCACUUUAUCUGGCGUGCGUAGAACUCUCAAACCGAUUACUUCAUCAACGUCAAAGAAGACUGAUACAUCAAACAGAACCCAAUUGAAGCUAAGAACUCCACCAAUUUCAAAAUCGACAAAUACAUUGUCAAAGAGCACUUCAUCCGGUUUAGCCAGAAUUCUCAAGCCGAUAACUUCAUCUCCUUCAAAGAAGACAGAUACAUCAAACAGAACCCAAUUGAAGCUAAGAACUCCUCAGAUUUCAAAGUCAGUGAAUACAUUGUCAAAGACCGGUUCAAAAAGAGUGUUGAGGUCACUGUCGGGCGAAAAAAGAGUGUUGAGGUCACUGUCUCUUACUAGUAUUCCAAGUGUAAAACUGCGGAACAUUACGAAAAAUUCAAGACUUGGAUCAACAAUGAAGACUGGAAAGAAGGAAUCGGAAAACAAUGAGCAGUAUACGCAAACAAGGAAAUUGAGAUCAUUGUCUACACUAUCAAAUCAUUCUCCACAAAAGAAGAAAGACAAAGAAGGUAUGUUGAUCAAGACAGUAAUAGGUCCCCGGAAGAAGACUGAACUCAAACCAGUACAAAGAAGAAAUGUGAAUGCUAAAAUGCAGGAGGCAACACCUCACAAGCUGAGUUUCCGACAAGGAAAAGUCGUAGUCCCACAGGCUGAAAACACAGCUCCGAAGCGGCUUCGUUUUCGACCAAGAGCAGCAGGUGAGCACCAAAAUGGCAUUGUAUCAUCACAGAGGAGAAUUUUGAUGAGAAAAAGAAGUGAAUUGGGUAGAGUUGGAGAAUCAAAUGGAAGAAUUGGUGAAGCUUCAAGAGUUGUGCUGAGGCAUCAAGAACAGCAGGAAAAGAAAGAUAAACAGGGAUUGUUCAAUCAUGUGAUUGAAGAAACAGCAAGUAAACUUGUGGAAACAAGGAAGAGCAAAGUGAAGGCUUUGGUUGGUGCUUUUGAAACUGUCAUUUCCCUCCAAGAAAACAAAAAAGAUUAUGCUUGAAAUAUAUAAAUAUAUAUGUUCUAGUUUUCUUAACAAUAAACAAAAGAAAAAAGAAAAAGUUGAGUAUAUAUAUAUAUAUAUAUAUAUAUUAUGAAGGGAUUGAAGGCUUUUGUGUUGAUUGCUGUAAAUGAAGGGAGAGUUUGUUUAUUUAUUGAAGAAAUUUCUUAAAUUAUUGUACAUUUAUUAAAGGGUGAUAAUAAAAUCUUAUAGUAGGAUUUGUGGAUA